AUGGUCUGGGCGUGGGCCCUCCGCUGGCUUCAUCCACGCAACAGUGCGGAUGAGAGGACUGUAGCUGAUGGCUAUGAGGACGACGAGAAGGAAGAAACUGUUGCGAGCACUCUGCAGAAGUCGCAGGCGGAGCUGCAUCUUCUCGAGAGUAAGAUUGACUCCAUCAAGACAACCCUUACGCGGUGCAAAGAGGCGCUCGCAGGGCUGUCCCGGAAGGAGCUUCAGCUACGAGAAGCGUUGGAGGAAUUCAUGAUGGAGAUGCACGACUGCGGUGGCAGUGGGCCGUCGUCAUCACAGUCGGAAAGGGGUGGGACCGCGGAAGGCUCGUUGAACAACAGCAAUACAGCCGCUCAGAUUUGGGAGCUCCUCGCGGAGCUGCAGCAGAAGAGAGAGCAGCUGCAGGAGCGCAAUUGCCGCCUGGAGAUCACGCUGCGAUGUCUCGAGGCGGAGAAAGGGGCAGUAGAGGAUUCACUUGAGAAACUGGAGAUCUAUGUGCCUCUCAACGCCGUGCUUCACGCUGAAGAUGAAGUGAAGGCACAACGAGUGCCGCUCCACCCGCCUCCAGUGAAGGUUGAAAUUGUCGAGGAGGCCCGGCGAUACGAUGGGGAGUGUACGUCGUGA
Messenger RNA from Trypanosoma grayi, 621 nucleotides. RefSeq lists its product as hypothetical. The transcript has a single exon. The coding region runs from base 1 to 621 and encodes 206 amino acids. The record is from RefSeq and is a predicted model, not a curated record. Lineage: Eukaryota; Euglenozoa; Kinetoplastea; Trypanosomatida; Trypanosomatidae.